AUGAACGUCAUCAUCCCCAUGGCUGGUCUUGGUUCUCGUUUUUCAAACUGUGGGUAUACGGUCCCAAAACCUUUAAUCUGUAUUGCAGGUAUUCCCAUGGUUGUGCAGCUCCUUUCGAACCUCAAGCUUCACUCCGAGGAUGCAGUGUAUAUCGGGCUUCAAAGAGCUGUUGAGCGAGAGCAUCAGGUCCUUGCAACCAUUAAGGCCUACCUUCAGAAAACUGGAAUUUCAUUGUUUCCAGUAUACUUUGACAGCCCCACCCGCGGAGCCGCAGAAACUCUUCACAAAAUUAUAGGCCAUCUUAAUGCUCGACACAGGCAGAGGAGAACCGUAUCACUAGACUGUGACACUAUCUAUUUCUAUGAUAUCCUAUCAGAAAUACGAAACAUACCAGCCGACUCUGGCAGUCUAUGUUUCUUUGAAGACGAAGGAGAGGAAUCGAUAUUUUCGUAUGUUCGCUUCGAUGAGGCAUCAAAAGCAGUGACUGAGAUCCAAGAGAAGGUGAAGAUUUCUUCGCACGCAAACACAGGAGCGUAUGGCUUUCGAAACGCGGUUGAACUGUCCAAACACCUAGGCAAAGUACUUGCUAAACCGGUACCAGAGAUUGGGGAGUUCCACACCUCUACAGUAAUAGCUGAGAUGAUCCGAGAAGGAUUGAGGUUCCAAGCUGUUCCAGUACCGAUAGAGGAUUUUGCUUGCGUUGGGACUCCAAAGCAACUCAGAGCUUUUCUGGAGAGCCCAAUACGGACAAAAAGCAUACAGAAAGGACAUAAGAUACUUUUCGAUCUGAGUUCAAUCUCAAACCUUCCCAGGAAUGUGCCGUUAUUGGAGGACGUAAUGUCAGUGUGCCUCCCCGACCAGUUUCUCCAAUUUAUUCUAAAGAUGAAAAAAGAUGGACUUGAAGUAGAACUAAGCGUGAACGAAGACUUGUCUUCGUUCGAGAAGUUGUCUUCAUGUGAAGAUGCUCCAGGAGAGUCUGAAUUCAUUUUCUCGACAUGGAUUUCAAGGAGAAGGGCGUCCGCGAAGGGGUCCCUCUUUCCCGUCAACGACAGCUUCGAAAAGAUAGUUGGGUGGGUGUGA
Molecule: messenger RNA, 1080 nt
Organism: Chondrus crispus (carragheen)
Lineage: Eukaryota; Rhodophyta; Florideophyceae; Gigartinales; Gigartinaceae
Exons: 1
Coding region: 1-1080 (359 amino acids)
Source: RefSeq, a predicted model, not a curated record